Molecule: messenger RNA, 891 nt
Organism: Caenorhabditis briggsae
Lineage: Eukaryota; Metazoa; Nematoda; Chromadorea; Rhabditida; Rhabditidae
Exons: 4
Coding region: 1-891 (296 amino acids)
Source: RefSeq, a predicted model, not a curated record
AUGGGUGUAUGUCGGAGGAUAUUCAAACAUUAUGAGCCGUCCGAACUUACAAUAUGUGUCACAAUUUGUUGUGAUCCUCGAUCACCACCCAGAUUCGAUCACUGGAACAUCUCCAAACCUGGGCAACCACCAAAGAUAAUAUCAUGUUCAAGAGACUCCACCACUUACGAUGAGAAUAGAGAGAGAAGAUCAAGAAGAAAAAUAGUGAAGAAGGGAAAGAAGUCAGAUGUUUUCGAAAAACUUGGAAGAUCUGAAAUUUCAGAAAAAUGUGAUAAUAUAGAAGUUCAAAUAUUAUCCGAUCAGCCACUUCUUCACUCUGAUUCUUCAACAUUGAUUUCCAAUGACGUGGCGAUGAUGUCCUCACCAGAAAUAUCGUUGCCAAUGGAUGAGCCAAAAGAACUGGAGUCAACUGAUCGAGCUAUGUCUGUGACGUCAUUGGAUAGCGUAGCUGGGUUGGGAGGAAUGAUGUCAAUGCCAGAGGAUUCAGAUGAUGUUGUCGUGAUGAGAAGAGUAAUUGAAGAGACGAAUUCAGAAGAAACUAAAAAAGUAGAAAAAGAAGAACCGAAACUGAAAGGGAAACAAUUCGAUCUGGCUUCAAAUGGCGACGUGGAUGCUUCAGAAAUUCAAUCGAUGAUCAAUAGCGGGACUACAAACAAGAAGAAAGUUCUUGUUCGGAGAAAGAAGAAAUCUACAACUCCAGAAUCAGCCCCUCGUUAUCGGGAUUUCACUGAAACUUCAAUCUACAUGUGCAUUGAAAUGAAUAAGGAGAACAUUGGCGAAUUCGUUUGGGAUCAAAAAUGUACCCGAAUCGAUGCACUCGCAGCACCGAUUUCCGAGUUGAAUCGGACGACAACUCCGGAAAUUCCAGUUGAAAUUCAGAUUUUCGAUUGA